AUGGAUGAUGACUGUGAGCAAGACGAUAAUAAAAUGCGAGUCCAGCAAUCUUGUUCCCAUCCUUAUAAUCCAGCGAUACGCCCGCGCGAAGCCAGCACAGCCCUUCGCGCUGCCAACCUCGAGAAGGACUUUUCUCUGAGUCUCUCCCCAGACCAUGAGGAGCAGUGGUCCUCCAACUGGAGUUCCAACUCCCUCAGUCUGAAAUCUUUUCUCCGUUGUCGUUCAUGGGUGCGCCUUCGAGUUCCUGCUGAACCAAGAGACGACAUCGUCGACACAGAGGUGGUAUUCAUCGAGGAAAGCGAAGAUGAAGAUGACAUUGAGGGCGAUAACGACGACGAUCAAGUUCAGACAGCCUACGACGAGCCUGCACUAUUCGCCGAGAACGAGAUCAACAAGUCCAACGAAGAGUUCGGGGUUGAACAGAACGCCGCUACAGCACUCAUGGCUUUUUACAGCCGUGGAAACAAUGACAGUCUCGUCGAAGAGACGCCACUAGAUGUGCACCGGGGUUAUCAACUCCGUCUUAUCCCCCAAUCUGAUCGUUAUUUCGCACACCGUGCAACUCGUUCAACCUACUUCACAACUCAGCAGUACACCUCCACAUUUCCUCAACAUCGUCCCACUGUUGCCGCCGAAGCUACGCACCAUACGGCACGCCCUAUCCAUCGUAUCCCGCUUCUUUUGCCCCAGCCGUUGCGACCAGAUACCCGAUCGUACAGACGCUCGGAUAUUAUCCCCUUCCCCGCCUGGUGUUUGAAGGUCCUCGACCUAGGCCAGUGCUUGCGUACGCACAGCAGGGCUAUGAGCAGAACAUGCCCGAUAGUUUCAUACCUCAGUAUUCUGGAGUUGAUGGGCAGAGCCACGAUCAAGACCAGCAGUAUCAUGCUAUGCCGUCCGCCUCAAGAGGGUUUUUAUAUGAACAGUAACAUGCGCUGUUUAAUAUGCGUGGGAGACAUGCCACUAUCACCAGCCCAGUUCAAGCCUAAGUUCACCUGA
This is a messenger RNA of Fusarium vanettenii 77-13-4, 996 nucleotides long. RefSeq lists its product as uncharacterized. The record is from RefSeq and is a predicted model, not a curated record. Bases 1 to 996 code for a protein of 331 amino acids. The transcript has 5 exons. NCBI's taxonomy places the organism in Eukaryota, Fungi, Ascomycota, Sordariomycetes, Hypocreales, Nectriaceae.